Molecule: messenger RNA, 1600 nt
Organism: Acomys russatus (golden spiny mouse)
Lineage: Eukaryota; Metazoa; Chordata; Mammalia; Rodentia; Muridae
Gene: Hmgcl
Product: 3-hydroxy-3-methylglutaryl-CoA lyase
Exons: 9
Coding region: 68-1045 (325 amino acids)
Biological process (GO): ketone body biosynthetic process; L-leucine catabolic process
Molecular function (GO): hydroxymethylglutaryl-CoA lyase activity
Source: RefSeq, a predicted model, not a curated record
GGCCACUCCGAGCUAUAGGCGGUCACGUGGGACCCAGCGGGGUGGACUCAGGAUUUUCUAGGCUAAGAUGGCGACAGUGAGGAAGGCUUUCCCGCGGAGGCUGGUGGGCUUGGCGUCUCUCCGGGCUGCCAGCACCUCAUCCAUGGGCGCUUUCCCGAAGCAGGUGAAGAUCGUGGAAGUCGGUCCCCGGGACGGUCUACAGAAUGAAAAGAAUAUUGUACCUACCCCAGUGAAAAUCAGGCUGAUCGACAUGCUCUCUGAAGCAGGGCUCCCUGUUAUCGAGGCUACCAGCUUCGUCUCUCCCAAGUGGGUGCCCCAGAUGGCUGACAACUCUGAAGUCUUGAAGGGCAUCCAGAAGUUUCCCGGCGUCAACUACCCAGUCCUGACUCCAAAUAUGAAAGGCUUUGAGGCAGCGGUAGCUGCAGGUGCCAAGGAAGUAAGCAUCUUCGGUGCUGUGUCUGAGCUAUUCACCCAGAAGAAUGCGAACUGCUCUAUAGAAGAGAGUUUCCAGCGCUUUGAUGGAGUCAUGAAGGCUGCACUGGCCAGCAACAUCCGUGUGAGAGGGUAUAUCUCCUGUGUCCUCGGGUGCCCCUAUGAGGGGAAGAUCUCUUCGGCUAAAGUAGCUGAGGUCGCCAAGAAGUUGUACUCAAUGGGCUGCUAUGAGAUCUCCCUUGGGGACACCAUUGGUGUAGGCACCCCAGGACUCAUGAAAGACAUGCUGACUGCUGUCAUGCAUGAAGUGCCUGUUGCCGCACUGGCUGUCCACUGCCAUGAUACCUACGGUCAAGCUCUGGCCAACACGUUGGUGGCCCUGCAGAUGGGGGUGAGCGUCGUUGACUCCUCUGUGGCGGGACUUGGAGGCUGUCCCUAUGCAAAAGGAGCAUCAGGGAACUUGGCCACUGAGGACCUGGUCUACAUGCUGACUGGUUUAGGGAUUCACACGGGUGUGAACCUCCAGAAGCUCCUCGAAGCCGGGGACUUCAUCUGUCAAGCCCUGAACCGGAAAACCAGCUCCAAAGUGGCCCAGGCCACCUGCAAACUCUGAGCCCCUCGCUCACCUGAAGACCCGGGACUGGGGGAGGUGGGGGUGUUUGUGCACAGUGAUUCUUGGAUGAGGGAAAUGGGAUGCGAAUGAAUGAGCAGGCAUCACGGAGGUCCUUCUCCUAGGCAGAAAGGGCUAGAGCUGCCAGGCCCGGGCCUCACUGAGUGCCCUGGAGCCUGGAAGUCUCCCCUCCACUGUGGACCAGCUCCUCAGAGCUGAUGGCCUGAGCGCUGCGUUUGGGAUGGCCCUGGGUCUCGCGGAUGGGCUGCUAGGCAGCAGAGCUGAUGUCCACCCUGCCAGGACUGUGGGUCCUGUCCUGUGCUGCAUCUUUGACGACAGAGAGCAGUUCCUCCUCCCCCCAAGGCAGCAAAGCAUUUGCUGAAAUGGUGGGGUUUGAUCUGCUGCAGUGGCCACCUGCCAACUCCAGCGUCUCUGGAAAAAUCACUCUGUUCAUGAUUUUUAAAAACAGCUUAUGUAAUUAAAGGUUUAAUUUUCUAAUAUUCAACCGUGUGUGUGUGUUUAUAGGCAGAGAAGUCAAGUCAUUAUGAGGGAAGAGUG